ACCUUCGUCGGAAUUUACGUUACGCAGUGUUUGUUUUGGUCGUCGGUCAAUCGAGGGAACAUGGCAGAUGAACCAUACCGUUUGAAUUUACACGUGCCCAAUUCGGUUACAGUCAAUACAGGGGAAGAUUUGCAACGUCAUCUGCAGAAGAUUGAUGCCUUUGGAGCUGACAAAGUCUGCAAGCUCAUAACCAGCGACCGUGGUGAUUUUGAAAAUGAGGUCGCUUGGGUAUGGGAGAAAAUCAGAAAAUAUAUCAACAUGAGCCAAGAGGGUGGUGACUUGACUGAGGAAGAGUGGUCAGAAUUAGAGGGUAAAUUAAAAUAUUGGUACCAGACGGUACAGGAUCUCGAUCUCAGUUUGGGUUCUCCCUCGGAGACAAUUAAAAAAUUAGAUGAUACAUUUAAGAAUUUUAAAAAGUCGAAACAUGAGAAGAGUGUUAGGAAGGACAGUUGUGUGUUCCAUUAUGCCGAUCUGUUCGGCUUGGAACCGUAUUGUUUGCCGAACAGGACGCCCUUGGCCAACUGCGCUGUCGAAGACAGGCUCAUGACAGCCGACGAUUUUGCCCGGUCUAUCGUCGAGGCAUUGCGCUUUGUCAGGUCUGAGCUCGAGCUAAAGCCCGACAUCGUAACAUCCCAGGAAAUGAUCCUGCUAAAUGAGAUAUCCUACAUAGUAAACUGCCUGAAAGAAAUGGGCCAGGUGCAGGCUAACCACAACAAGGACCACAACAAGCACUACAAAGAGCUUGUGACUAAGGUCAAGAUGUUAACGAAUAGGUACACCGACUUCAAGAAGUACCAGCCUUCGUAUGUCGAGUACCUUGCUGCAACUUCAGCUCUUCUCGAAACGGUCGACCUAAAGAGGGUCAAAGUUGCCAGGCAAUUCCUCGACAAAGACUUGGAAGAAUUGGACUGGAAAUUAAUGGAAAUGGGGAAGGGCGCUGAUAAAAAGCAAGAGCCUGCAAGCUGGAAGCCAAUGGAAUUACAAUUUGCCGACCCGAUGUCGGAUGAGGAGUUCAACUCGGAGUUGUAUGACUUUGCCUCUGCUGGACGAAGUGACCUGGAAGACGCUGAGAUUGUCAGAUGGGUCGAGGAUCUUGGCUUCUUUCCGCACAGUUCUGGCCCAAUGCCGAGGGAUCUGAUCAAAAGACUGACACCGUCCGAAGAGGCGAUAUUGGCUGGUGAUUAUGACAAUUGGGAAUACUCAGCAGUACACUCGAAAGGAGAUGAAAACGGGGCGAUUUUAGACUGUUUUCUUCAGCAUUUUUCUACAGUUUUACAAGAGAGCAGUAUGAAUUCACUGUUCGAGUUGCCUGAAGAAGGCUCAGUUGAUGCCAUCACGGCAGCCCAGUUUAACAGAAAAGUACAGAAUGGCGAGAUACAAAUAAAUGUAAACCGUCUCCUUAAGAUUCACCCUGUAUUCAAUCCAUUUUCAUUCGUUGCUGUCCGGGACGAGGAUACAGGGAAAAUUGUGGACUACAAGGUCGGCCUGAAGAACAUAGAGCUGCGGGAACGUGAGUACUGCCUGAGGGGCCAAAUAGGUCGUUGGGUCGAUGAUACUCGUCCAGAUACACAUCGUCUGCGUAAAUACGGCUGGGAACCACCAGGCUGUCAAGUAGAUGAAGAGGAAGAUGAGGAAGAGGAGGAAGAGGAGGCCAUAAAUGCAAAGCCGAAUGAGCAGAAAAAGCGAAAACGUGACUUUGAAGAUAACGUAGACAAGAAUUCUUUAAAUCAAGAAAUAAAUGAACUAGUACAAACUAUAAGCGAGAAAAAAUUGAUCGAUGACAACAAACAGACGCCGCUCAUGGAUAAGGCGAGGUCAUGCAUGGAGGAGUUGGGCAUCAAAGACGCCCGUCUACCUGAUUGCGAAGAUGUCGAGGAGUUCCUAUACGCACUUGACCUGCCAUUUUUCAACUGUAAGGACGAUGCUAAGGUCUUCAGGGGUGAAACAUUGAAGGUAGAGGGACGGCUUGAGCAGCUCAUCGAUGAGGCAUUUGCUGAUGUUCAGGGUGUGUGUGAUGAAGAAAAGAAAAACGAGGACUUUACACCCUUGUCUUAUGAUGUCAAUUCAACUUCAUUAUUCCAAGAGACAAUGGCAAAAUUAGAAGAACUUGCUGAAAAGGAAAAUCCUGAUGGAAAGGGAGAAUGCCUUAUCUUUAAAGAAGAAAGUAUGGGAGAAAAGAAUACAGCCAUCAAGGACUACCUGUUAGCUCAAGACAAGGAAAAUGUAGGAUUCGUUCAAGGCCACCCAAAGUGUGAAGAGUUGAACAAAAAAUUCACCGAGGAGUGGGUGAAGCGCCAUGGCGACAAAAAGGGCCUUUACAAAACGUUGCCUGAAGAGAAAGAGGCUGGGGCAAGGUUCAGGAUGAAUGUCGAAUCGUACGAGAGGGACUUCCUCACGUACCCGUACUACAGCACGAACGUAUUCCAGCCUGAUGCCAUACUCAUAAGGCGAGUCCUGUCCGAGAUACCCGAAUACUCAAACCUUGCCUUCUCAGGUACGACAGGGCUGUCGCUCGCCGACCAGGAGAAGAUCCUCGAUGACAUCGACUCGUGCCGAGACGGCGAGUGCAGCGAUUCGUCCUUGUACAAUGAGUUCAACAGGGAUGACACAAAGCUGUUGGCAUAUUUAAAAAAGGGCGAGUUUGUCGCUGCUAACGACAAAGGCAUCGAUGAAAUAAAUCAGUUCCUUCAAGACAUAAAAUCAGACAUUCCAGACAACUGUGAAGAUUUUGAUGUCGAUCAAAAUUAUUGGGAUAAUUUGGACAACACGCUAAUCCCCGAGUAUAUAAAACGAAUCAACCUCGUAAAAGAGCCGUUUCAGUUUAAUGAAGGGAUUAAGGAACCUUUGAGCGAGUUCGAACUCGACUCAGACUUCGAGAGUGAAUGUUCAUCCACUGGUGAAAACAUGCAUGUCAGCAAGUACUUGAAGGGAAACAAUUACAAAAAUGCAAAAAUUGCCGAUAAUAUCACGGAUUGGACGAGCGAUGAAGAGUCAGAUGAUGAGGAAGAACGCGUCAACACAUACACCUGGGCGCCUUUCAAACAAUUCAAUGAAUAUAAAGGCUUUAAAAUUGGAGAUAGUUUAAAACUGGCGCUAUGUCUGUUGAACACGUCGAAUGAGAAGCGGUACAAGGAGAGGAGGAUGGAAAUCGUGAACCUUUGGAUCAUGGAGAACUUUGAUGUGUCGUACGAGAAGCUUCAGAAGUGGGUGUUAGAGUUCAAAGAGGACAUGCCGCACCACUUAGACCCAUUUGAUCACCCAUUGCCCGAGGAUGAGGCCGAGCUCGCCAAAGAGGGCGGUGUCGAGAAGCUCCUAUCGAAGUUCAAACCGUUGGGACGGGAUUUGACAAGGGAGGAGAAAGAAGAGCAGGAGGAGAUGGAGCGUACAGCUCGUUUUGAAAGCGAUGGACUACUACUGUAUGAGAAAGUUGAGAAGGAACACGACGAAAAUUUAAAAAUGUGUGAUAUUGGACGUUGUGAAGAACCAGAUGACAGUGAUGUCAUUAAGCUCGGUGAAGAGAAGGCAACAGCACUCGGCGGUUCUGUUUCAAAAAUCUUGUAUAAGGGGGCAUAUGCUGUACAAGCGAACACCUACAACCCGGUAGAUAUGAGCUUUAUCAAACAGCCUGCACUCACAUUUCCAUUCGAUCUGGACAACUUUCAAAAACGAGCGAUUUUGGCGUUGGAGCAGAGCUACCAUGUCUUCGUAGCGGCACACACAUCUGCUGGCAAGACAGUCGUUGCUGAAUACGCCAUAGCGAUGGCGAAGAGGAAUCAGACGAGGGCGAUAUAUACGUCGCCUGUCAAAGCCCUGUCAAACCAGAAGUUUCACGAUUUCAGCAAAAAAUUCAAGGACAUAUCGGUUGGUCUCAUUACGGGCGAUACACAGCUCAACGAAUCGGCCAGGUGUCUCAUCAUGACGACAGAAAUUCUCCGUUCGAUGUUGUACAACUCGUCGGAGAAGAUACACGACCUUGAAUUUGUCAUAUUUGAUGAGGUUCAUUAUCUGAACGAUCCUGAGAGAGGCCAUGUUUGGGAGGAGUGCUUGAUCCUUCUCCCAUCGAGGGUUAAAAUUGUAAUGCUCUCAGCAACGGUGCCGAACGCGAUCGAGUUCUCAACUUGGAUCGGUAGGACGAAAAGGCGCCUUGUCACCGUCUGUACGACAAACCACCGUCCCGUCCCGCUCAAACACUACCUCUACAUGUCGUCCGAGCAGUCAAAGCACUCGCACAUCAGCGACAUGUCGUGCCUUCUCAAGGUCGCUGACGGUAAGCUCAACCGAGCCAACUAUGACAAGUUCAUGCAGAUAUGCGAGACGGACAAUGCGCAAUCUAUGAAGGAGAAACUCGCCGUCAAAAAGGCCGAGUCGGCCAAAAGAUACAAGGAUAGCAAGCGAAACUACAAGGAUGAUCCUGAUAUGGAACAAAUUAGGAGAAAAAGGGAUGAAAUGCUAUGGACGAGGCUCAUCUACAUGCUCAAAUCUGCAGACCUCAUGCCUGUCGUCGUUUUCAUAUUCUCUCGUAAAAAGUGUGAUGAGCUAGCGUCCCUCUGUCGUGUCAACUUGACGACCUCAAGGGAAAAGUGGAGCAUACUGACUUUCCUCAAGAUGCACAUCAAAAAACUCGAUGAAGAUGACCAAAAAUUAGAGCAGAUAAGUGUCAUGAAAGAGCUAUUGGAGAGAGGCAUAGGAGUUCAUCACAGUGGCGUUUUGCCCAUUUUAAAAGAAAUCGUAGAAUCCCUGUUCCACCAAGGGAUUGUCAAAGUACUUUUCACCACGGAGACGUUCGCGAUGGGUGUGAACAUGCCGGCGCGCACUGUCGUUUUCAACACGAUCGAAAAAUUCGACGGUUCGAACAAACGCCUCCUGACUCCGGCCGAGUACAUCCAGAUGGCAGGCCGGGCCGGUCGCCGCGGCAAGGACAUGGAGGGCAACGUGUACAUAAUGAACUGGCCAAAGCAAGUCAUACCGUUCCACCACCUCCAGACGGUGAUGGAAGGCAAUCCGACCAAGCUGACGUCCCAGUUCAGAAUAUUCUACAGAAUGAUACUCAUCACUCUCGCGAAACGCGAGAUGAUCACAGUCGACGCGAUGAUGGCGAACAGUUUCAGAGAGAAUGACCAGCAGCUCAAGAAGAACGACUACAAGGCAGACUAUGAAAAAUACGGGAUUCGCGCACAAGUCUAUGAAAUCGAUAUUGACACUACGAUGUCAGAACAGACGAAAUCGAUGCUUUCCAAUUUUUACGAUCAAGCUGACAAAUUUUUCUCAGUUUGGUACAAGGACAAGGAAAAUUUCAUAGGCAAGUUAGAACUUGAGGAAGGACGUUUUGUCAAAGUAACGUUCAAGAACGAAAUUAACAGGAUCGGCAUUAUCCUCGAGGUGAAACGCCCAACGAGGGAUACCGUUAAUUAUAUUGUCAUAAUGCUUAAGGCACAUGUGAAAGUGUACACUGACAUUGCGCCAAAGGAUGAAUCUAAGUUCACUGAAAAGGAGCUCAACAGGUGGUACAAAAUGGUCUCAAUGCUACCAUGCUUCCAUUUCCUGCAACCGUUCUCCGAAGACUGCUACUUCAUUGCGACCAUAAAAGCGACAGACAUAUUCGAGGUGUACAAUGUCAAGUACAAGAGGGAGGAGCUGCACAUGGCGUACUCCUACAUCAAGCGAAUGCCGAAGAAUUCCUACGGCAACAAAAAUCUACCAAGCCAAGUGGCCAACUUGUGCAACAACCUUUUCUUCGCGAAUCCGAACAAUAUGCAGACAUUCACAGUAUUGUUUAGGAAGACGGAUAUGGACCACUGGGACUUCCUGGCGAAGCUCAAAUACCUCAGUGGACAGCUGACGAUUGCUGCUUCAGCGCUGACCUAUGCAGACUUUCAGAAUCACUUUGAAAAAGUUUUCCUCUGGAAGGAGGCGCUCAAGAAUAAAAAUGAAACGAGAGAUAUACUCGAGAACCUGCAGAACAAGGCGCUCUACAGCAACAUGAUCAACGUACUCAAGGAGAAAGACUAUAUCGAUGAAAACGAAAGCGUAAAAACAAAAGGUUACAUAGCCGCACGUAUAUCAAAGUACGAGCUUGUAGUAUGCGAGAUGCUGAUUGACAACAUCCUGUUCGACCUCGAACCGCCAGAGGUGGCAGCACUACUCUCGUUCCUAGUACACGAGAACAAGGACAAGAAUGACGAUGACAGUGACAUAUCGGAUGAUAUGAUCAUCGCCGUACUCCCACCUAGACUGACCAAGGCGGUCAACAGGGUGAAGGAAAUAAUAAAAGAUAUUGAACAGUGCGAAAGGCGGAAUGGAAUCGAUGACGCCUCAGGCUGUGAGGUGUUUAGGUUCAGUUUUGGAAUAACGAACAUCAUCUACUGCUGGGCGCAGCAGAUGAAAUUCACUGAUAUCCUGAAAUUACCCGAAGCGUCGCAGUUCCAGGAGGGCAUACUCGUCCGUCGCAUACAGCAGCUACUCGAGAUGCUCAAGGCCGUCGAAUCUGCCGCCAAGGUAAUGGGCGACCCGACGAUAUUGGAGAAGAUCCACGCGGCAAGUCAAACGAUAAAAAGGGGCAUUGUAUUCGCCCCAUCGCUCUAUACGAAAGGGUUCAAUGAGGAAAAAGAGGAAGAAUAAUGCCUUUAUUUUUUUUUAUGUACAAUAUAAACUUUUAAUUAUUGUGAAUGUUUAGAAUUUCUAAAAAAAGGAAAAAA
Cimex lectularius (bed bug) is the source of this 6695-nucleotide messenger RNA. RefSeq lists its product as uncharacterized. The coding region runs from base 61 to 6618 and encodes 2185 amino acids. The record is from RefSeq and is a predicted model, not a curated record. Gene Ontology annotation, molecular function: nucleic acid binding; RNA helicase activity; ATP binding. NCBI's taxonomy places the organism in Eukaryota, Metazoa, Arthropoda, Insecta, Hemiptera, Cimicidae. Gene Ontology annotation, cellular component: Ski complex. The transcript is spliced from 36 exons. Gene Ontology annotation, biological process: nuclear-transcribed mRNA catabolic process, 3'-5' exonucleolytic nonsense-mediated decay.